AUGGCCACCGCCCAAGACCGCUCCGCCUACUUCGUCGACCAGCCGGAACAUGGCAAUCUCGAAGCCGUGCGCGCCGUGGCAAGUGACUACAUGAUCAACACUGGGAUGAACAACGACGAGCUGAACGCCGAAGAACUGGGGCGCCGCCAUGCCCUUCGUCGCGUGCCAUCGGUGUACGCCAACCCGGCUCUCAACGAGCGCAAGCAGCCGGAAGUGAUCUUCGUGCGUUCCGGCGAGGGGAACGCAAUCUCCGGACACCGCAUCCGCCAGCUUGCCGGCCGCCUCGACGACCAGGUCUACAAGCCGAUGCUCGUCAACGGCGAGAUCUUCUUCGUGCGCCAGGGCGACGAGGCCGACUUGCGCACCGCCCGCGUUGAAGGCGACAACGAUCAACCCGAGACCGGGGUCUCGACCUGCGCCAUCACGUCCAACAUCUGGGACAACACGGGCCGCAGCGCCUCCGCCACCCGCGCUGCAUCGGCUACCCGCGCCACGUCGAACACGCGCAACGAGAAUGGGCCCCUGGUGCCGUUCGAGGUCCUGGAGCGUGUGCUCGAGCCGUUCGUGUUGCGCACCGUCGCCCGGGCCAUCUUCAACCAAGUCACCGCUGGCAAUCUACAUCUCGAUGAGCGCGACGCCUGCAUCAUCGCCAGGGCCGCUGGUGGCAGCGUCUCCGACGGCUACGACAGCGAGGGGCUCAUCACCCCGAGAUCCCAGCUCUCUAACGCGUCGGUGAUCAGCGCGUUCGGCGGCGCGACGACGGCCCGUUCGGUGGCCAAGUCUCCCGCCCCUCGCACAGCCAUCAGUGCCCGCAGCGCCAUCAGCGCCACUGGCAUCCACACGGCUUUCGCCGGCCCCGCCUCUUCCUCCGUGCACACGGGCGUCAACUCGUGGCGCUCGUCUGACGACCUCGGCACCUGCCGCUCGUGGGCCACCAACGCGCGCACCGAGCGCUCCUCCGAUCUGCUGGGCACCUGCCAGAGCUUCAGCGGCUACACCCAGAACGCGAACGAUGCGCGCUCGUCGGACGCCCUCGGCACGUGCAACGUCAUCAGCAACACUGGGCUGAUCGGCUCGACGUCGUCGGAUGGCCUGCACAACGGCCGCCAGUCUAGCGGUCAAGCUCUCUGGGGACGCGGCAGCCGCACCAACUUGGCCCGGUCCGACACUGACGUGCGCACGGCUCGCUCGGCCGCCCGCUCGACCUCCAACUUGCGCACGGCGCGCUCCGCCGCCCGCUCGGCCUCGCGUUCGGCUUCGAACGUCAGCACAUGCGCUGCCCCGGUCAGCAGCCGCAUCUCCACCGGCCGCAUUGCCAGCCAGCAGUCGUUGGUGGGCACGGCGAUCCCGGACCUCGGCGAGGCCACCGCCACCACGGCCCGCAGCCACAGCCAAGUGCGCACCGGACGUGCCUCGAGCCAGCACUCGUUCGUCAACACCGCCCUCCAGGGCUCGAACAGUCAGAGCGCGUUCACCGCCCGCUCGAACAGCCAGAUCACGGCCCGGCCUCUCACCCACCACACCUCGACGUGGACCGGCCGUUCGCCCAGCCAGAACAGCCUCCUCAACCACUCGCUGAGCACUGGCCGCUCGGUCAGCCACACCCGUCUGGCCACUGGCCGCUCGAACAGCCAGGAGAACGUCAGGACCGCCACCGAGGGUUCCGUCCGCACUGGCCGCACUGACCGUUCCUCCAUCACGGCCCGCUCCCGCAGCCCGUACGGCGGCCAGAACGAAGACAACAACACCCUGAUCUGCUCGACGGCCCCCGUCUACUCCCGCCCCGACCUGCUCGAGGAGAUCGCCGUCCCCAACGGCACCGAGACGUCCGAUCCCCGCGCCGCCGCCGCCGUGCCCAGCGAUGUGCACGCGGCCGAGCAC
Molecule: messenger RNA, 1881 nt
Organism: Mesorhabditis spiculigera
Lineage: Eukaryota; Metazoa; Nematoda; Chromadorea; Rhabditida; Rhabditidae
Source: the annotation of a GenBank genome assembly